AUGGCCCCAUCAGCAGAAUUCACCAAGGCAGCGGAGGACAGCAAGAAGCUGAAGCAGACCCCAACCAACGACGAGCUGCUCGAGCUCUACGCCCUCUACAAGAUCGGAAACGCUGAGGACUUCGAGAAGGCCACCAAGCCGGGCAUGUUCGAUUUGAAGGGCAAGGCCAAGUACAGCGCAUGGGAGAAGGAGGUCAAGGCCGGUACUACUGCAGCCGAUGCGCAGACGAAGUAUGUGGCCAAGGUCAAGGAGCUACAGGGCAAGUACGGCAGUCAGUAG
Molecule: messenger RNA, 279 nt
Organism: Fulvia fulva
Lineage: Eukaryota; Fungi; Ascomycota; Dothideomycetes; Mycosphaerellales; Mycosphaerellaceae
Product: Acyl-CoA-binding
Exons: 3
Coding region: 1-279 (92 amino acids)
Biological process (GO): fatty acid metabolic process
Molecular function (GO): long-chain fatty acyl-CoA binding
Source: RefSeq, a predicted model, not a curated record